AUGGGGCGGAAGCGUGGUCCCGGGGAAGGAGCUGGCGAGCUCGAUGCCGGCGUGGGCCUGGCACCCGCUCCAGGAGCUUUGGAUCCUGCAGCUUUCCCCUUUCCGGGCUUGCCUGCCGGCCUUCCGCCACCAACGCCUGCCGCUCCCACAGUGCCAGCAAAUCCUGCAGCCGCAGGACUCCCAACUCUGCCCCCAGGCUUGGGGCCUGGGCCGACAGUCGUCCCACCAAAAGGUCCUGGCUUUCCUCCUGCUGGGCUCCUGCCGCCGGGAUUUGCAGCCCUCGAUCCUCGAGUCCCGGGUCCGCCCGGCCUUGCCAUUCCUGGCCUCAGCGCACUGCAGCAGAUUUUGCCAGGCGUGGCCGGGGCGCCACCGCCGGGGCUGCCGCCCUGCUUCGGUGGAGCGAAGAUGCCUCCACCUGCGCCGCCUGGGCUCGGCCUAGGUGGCUUGCCCGUGCUUCCAGGCAUGGCACCUCCUCCAGCGAUGCCGCCGCCCGGCUCUCUGGACACAGAAGCGCUGGCGCAGCUUAGGUUUCAGCAAGUGGCCUCUGAGUACGAGCAAAUCAAGAGUGCUGGCAUUGACCCGCAAGUGGCCGAGCUUGCGGAGUACCAUGGUCUAGAUGAGCGGGUCACGCGCUUGCUCGAUGAGGAGAUGAAGAAGCGAAAAGACACGUUUGAGUCGGACAUGCAAGCUCUUUGGGUGGGCUUGGAAAGGGCAAAGAACCCUGCAGGAAUGUUGAUGAUGAAGCUCAAGGAUAUGAAAGCGGGUACUUUCAAAGGCAUGUCGGCGCUGGACAAGAAGAUUGAAGACUUCGCCAAGCGCAAUCGCUUGGAUGCCCAGGCGGCUGUGAGGCUGGCUGAGGUUCUGCAAAAUCGCGACGAUGUGGACGGCGACCUAGCCAAACUCCAGAAGCACCUGGAGCGAUCCAACAAACCUUCCUCCCUGGUCAUGAUGAUGCUUCGGGACCUCCGCGAAGGCAAACCUGUCAAGGAUCCGGAGUAUGCGCCGGCUAUUGGCAGCAAGGCGCGCGAAGUCACGAAGCGCAUGGUGUCGACUCGGAUGUGGGCCCGCACUGUCACCUUGCAGGUGCAUGAGAAAGAACUGCGGGACUCCAAGAAGGACCGGAGAGGGACCGAAGUCGCAGCCGGCAGAGAGGAGGCCGAGACGAAGCCAGAGGCGGCCGCCAUGACAGGGAUCGAGGCAGAGACCGUGACCGUGACCGUGGCUUGGAAGCGGGAAAGACAUGGGACCGAGACAGGGAUCGGAACGACGGACGUGAUCGCAAAGGCAAUGAGUGAUGCGAGCCGCCGGAGCCGACUGAGGAGGCUCUGGAGCGAUGCCAUUCUCAGGUCCCGCGAAGCGGCAGAGCGACAGAAGCGUUGCCGAGGGACGAAUCAGUUUUUCAUCAAGUGCCAAGCAGCCCGAAUAGCUGCGGAUCGUAUUGCUGACCAAGCGCAGGAACCCCGGACUCAAGUUGCCAUUGCCCAGGGCCACUUGGGUAAAGACAGGCUCAACUUUGCAUAUUCACUGGGCUUAUCAAGGCUUCAGUGGGCUAUUGUGUCAAGCAUGUUUAAGACUGCGGCCGCGCAAAAACCAGGGCCUUGGUGUCAAGCAUUCUUUCUGUCUGAGAAGUACGUCACCAGGAUUCUUGGACUGCUGGUUUUCUCGUUCUCCAGCUGGCGAAUUGUGAGGGCAAACAUGUUUCGCCAAUUUCUUACACCCUUCUUGGUGCCAUUGGUCCCGAGACGCAGCGCAGGAAGCCACCGCGCCAAGACCCAAAGCGCCAAAGCUGAUGGAAUUAUGAUCGUCGCAUUUGGCUUUUUUGGAUGCUUCUGGCUUGACUUGAUCGAUCAGUCGACCUCGACGAGAGCCUCGGAUUCUCUCGGCUUCGGCCCAGAUUCGAAAGGUGUCGGUGGCAUGGCAGUGCAUGGCAGGUCAACGAGCAAUUCCAUUCCCCAAGUCGUGCAAAGCUUUCGUGACUUCCUCAUUCAGAAGGCAGGAUCGCUGCAAAGCAGAAGGCUCCCAUGCGGUGACACGGGACAACAUGACGUUGGCCUGGCUCUGAAGUCGAUGGAGGAGAGCUGUUCUCUAAAGGAUGAGGCUGAGAAGGACAUCCUCGCCUCCUGGGCGAACAGCUUCUGGGACGAGCAUGCGAGCUCCUUUGCGCUGGACCCCCUGGACGGGGUUUCCUUGUUCCGGACUUCACGCGAUGCCACCGAGCUUGCACAAGAUGCGCUCGCACGAGCCAGUGCCCACUUAGGGUCACCCAGCCCCGGGCGCAGCUUGGCCGAGCAGCAAGCCUACUGUAGGUCCCUGAUGCGUUCUCGGAACGAAAGCAGGCUCACUUCGCCAGCCUCAUGCAGUGUUGCGGGAAGCGGUGCUUCAGAGAGGGACGCCAUCGACAUGCUGGAUACGGAGACCCGGCUCCGCCACCUCAAGCGCAGCUUCGCGGUUUCAGCCGACGAGGUGGCAGCACGCUUGGAGGACUUGCGGAGGCGGCCGGUCUGGGAUGCUUAUGCAGAGAUGACCCAUGAGGUCGAGGAGAGCAGCUCCUCGCGUCCUCAGUCCUCAAUGACGAAUCAGUCCUGGACGGGGGAAGUCUUGGCGAAGCCUCGGCAGAGCCGUCGGAAGCGCACCGACUCUGACACCAGCAGCCGUCAGACACAGGACCUACAUCCUUACCACGUGGAAAUGCCCAAGACCGCAGAGGAGGUGCGAUUUCUCUGCCUGGGCGCAUCCUUGAACAUGAUGCCGUACAAGCGGCUGCAGCCUCUUGCCAGGAUAGAGGAUGAUGUUUUCGACAAUGGCCCCAACGACAGCUAUGACGAGGUCUCACAGCGUGAGGAGCUUCUGCGAGCUGUCAAGCAACUGAACACAUACAGAUGGUUUUGUCGCUUGCCCCCAGUGCUGGUGGAUGAGGAUGCCACUGAGCUGUGCGAGUUCCUGAACGAGAGCAUGGUUUCCCGCAAGCCAGUCUUCGUAAAGGAGUCCCACAGUCUGACGCGGCGAGUGUCGGAUCUCGGGGAUCAGCUCGGAGGAUUCAUGGCUAAUAGCGGCCACGCGAUGAUUUUGCACAAGGCGGGUUCCCUUAUCUCUGCCAUCGAUGUUGGUAUUCUCUGCAGCCAUACGGGUGGUUGGAGCUACUCGAGUGCCCCUGCGCCCGGUGCAGCAUCCGAAGCUGCGGCCGCAGGACAGAGUGCCCAAGACGAAAUACUGUCUCGAGGGCAGCUCCAUGGUCGCUGCAACACAGCUCGCGAACGCCCGAAGCCUGGCCUUACAGCGUGGUCCCUGCAAGCUGCGACGGAAGUCCAACCAGUUUCCCUGCAGAAUUUGCCAGACUCCCUGGCAGGAUACAGGACAAUGUGGGAAAUCUUGGAUAAGCUGGGCGGCACCAAGCAGGAGGCCCGUAACGCCACGAGCAGAGCGAGCAGAGGCAAGAGCCUCCACAUGCCCGCCCGAGCUCGCUGCUGGCUUUGCAGGCUCGGCUCUGCGGCCGGGCCGACACGACCAGGUACCGGGGUCAGCAGCCUUUACUCAGGAAGGAGCACACCUUUUCAGGACCGACGCCCAGGCACCGGCAGCAGUACGCCCGGCAGACUCCGCACUGUCUCCUGGGGCUCCAACGAGACUGCCCGCCGCCGCGAGUGGAGCCGCGCUAGCAACCUGCGCUGCCCUCGAAGUGCUCGCAUGCACAACAUAAGCCAUGGUCCUGGUGCAUGGGAUGGCCUGAGCAUAGAAGCUCUUUGGCUCGCCCCCUUCCACCAGAUUGAUAUUGAGCUGCAGCGGGCCUGCAAUGAACUUGUCCCAGGAAAUGAGCCCACGCCCGAAGGGUUGCGGGAAGAGGCAAAGCGGCUUUGCAGCUUGCGAGGGAGCUGCAAGGAUGGCAAAGAGUUGGCGGAAGCCUGGUCCCUGCUUCUGUCCCGAGCGCAAGCAGAGGCUCUGGAUCGAGCAGGAAUCCCACAUCCGGCAAUCAUGAUUCCCAUCACAGACGACCAGCGCAAGUUCUGGUAUUGCUUUGCUGCAAGAGUUGAGUUCUUGCCAGAGGACGAUCUUGAAGACGACGUACUUGUGGCCAUAUCUGAGGAAUGGACUGCGGUUGCCACAAUUGGGGAAGCCCUUCGUGCAUGGCUUUCUCUGAAGGCAUCCGAAGAGGGUGCACAAGAUCCUCCGCCUCCGGGGAGAUCGAUCACUGUCUGCAUCCUCGGGCCUAGCCCAUCCUUGGAGUAUGAGAGGGGGUUGAACGACCUCCAUCACAAGCUUCAAGCGUGUCUGUUUGGCCUCGAGGGGCCUUCAAUCUCCCAGCCUUUCUUGCAUCUUGUAUUCUGCGGUCCCGACGUGCCAGGUGAAAUACAUGCACAAGACUGGAAGGACGGAAGGCUUCAUGUGGAACACUGGAAGUGCCAAUGGCAUGGCCUACAGAAGGAGAAUUUGCGGACCGUGGAUCUCAUAGUCGCGAUGAAUGCCGGGACCGGCGUCGCACCAUAUCGAAAGCUUUGGCUUCCAGCCCUGAUGGCCAUUGCAGACCUGGAAGACUGUCUGCUAUGGUUUACUGGCUAUACCCUGCCCGAAGUUGCAGAGACGCAGAAUGAUAUCAAGGAAAGUUGUCCGAAUGCGGUUGUGCUUCAUUGUGAUGCCGGACGCAGCUCGACACUGGCCGGAGCUGACCGCGUCGAGCUAGGUGUGACCCCCUGCUCCUAUCCGGGAAGGGCAAACUAUUCUGUGUAUGCAGCUUGGCUACCAGGACAGUGCAGCAUCUCCAGCAUACACUUGGAAGGAGGCCUUUCACCCCGACGCAAUUCUGCCGCAGUUCCCGCGAGCCAGCAGUUCACAGCGGCAGCACGACCCGUUUCUGUACUCAUCGGCCAGCACGACCAGACAAACACAGUGACUCUGCGGCGACAGCUUCUCAGUCCACGGCUGCAGAUCUUUGGCGCCUCUCGUUUGCGAGAGACAUGCGUCAUCUGGACCACCUCUGGCACAGGAGAAACUGCGGAAGAUGAGGAGGAGUGGGCCAAACGUGAUGAGACAGACUUCGUCGUCUUCCCACCGUAUGGAGUGUGUCCCUUAGAGCUCCUGGGCGGACACGCGCUCCCCACUUGGACCAUCAUGCCAAACAGUCAUCGCUUCCAACCAACGCAUGCCUUGCAGGCGCCAGCCAAGCGAACUGCUGAGGACACAGGCCGCCUGCGAAGCAUCGCCUGGGGUCAGCUGAGCCAUUCGCCGGAUUCCAUGAAGUAUUGGAUCCGGCGGCAGCGAGGGGUUUUCGCACGGCCGCACCAAGUCGGCAAGCAAAUCGCUGGGAGCCCGGGAAAUCCAAGUUGGUUUGCAGACAAGUCUCAUGCCAUGUUUGAGCACGGAAACUUGGACGCGUUCAACUGCUGGAAGUUGGUGAACGCUCCCUUUUUGUUUGAUGCUCCUCCGUCUUCGCACUGCCAGCAGCAUUGGUACAUGUGUCUGACAAUGUAUAACUGCAUGGAUGCAUCGCUCGUGCGAUUUCCCAUCCCCGUUUCUGUGGUCGUGAUGGCAAUCGUGGCGGAGCUACACCUGAGCUCCGUGACCUGCGAUUGUCCGCAGCUCAUCCGUAUCUGCGAGGGAGAUCAGUUCGAGGUGGAGGUGAGUGGUUUGCUUGGGAGCUCGGAGAGGCAGUAUUUCUUUCAUGACUUCAAAUCUGGCAUCGACUUGGAGUGGAAGGACCAGCGGUUCCUCGAAGCCGUGAACAGCUUCUGUAGUAUGACCGGGGGCGACACCAGCAACUACGCCGAGCCGUCAAUGAAGAUCACACUGCCGAGAAGCAUCACCAAGUCGCUCGCCAAGAGCCUUAGCGGAAGGUUUACCUCCCCAACUUCAUCAUUGCUGCCCGAGGACAGAAGACGAAACACAACGACGACCUGGCAUGACCUUCCGGCAAUGGGGCUCGUAUCGCACACCUCCAAGGAGAUCAGAACUGAUGAGUCGGAGCUGGAGAUCUUCUUGCACUGUGCGGGAGUGGUGUGCUUCGAAGCGCGCCUGCAUAUGCAGAGAUCAGAUGGCAAUGCCUUGGUGCAGCGCGCAACAAGAGUAUUCCAAAUGAAAGACUUCUUUCUUGUGCGCCUGAAGCUUCCAUGUGCAGUCUCAAAAUACGAGCUCUCCUUCCACAUGGCCACGGCACCAAGUGCGAAAGAGUUGGCGGAGCACCCCUUCAAGUACACCAUCAAAACGUCGGAGUCGGCACCGUGUCCUCUUAGCUCCUUGGAACAUGCUGCAUACUACCGCUUUGGGCUCAGCCCCAUGCCAGCCGUGACUCAACGCUUUGGCAUAACCAUCUGCUCGCCCAUCGACUAUGCAGUACUGCCUGUCAGUGUGUAUUUCCUGGUUCAUCUGCAUCCAGAUUGCGUACACUCUGAGGCUGUGCGGGAGCCCACUGGCGAGACGCCCUCCUCGCUGCUGUUUCGGCGCCUGCGUGCUGACGACGAAGCCGCUGAUCAGGAGGCACUGCUCAGCGAGACUAUUCAAAACUCAGAUCCCUUUUUUGCGGACGGCGCGCUGGAUCGGUCUGCGUGCCUGACGCAGCUGGUGCAGAGGAGAAACUUCCAGGAUACGCAGCGCAUGCUACUGCACAGACCAUCGGCCGUCGCUAUGGACCCGACGGUCAACGUGCUGCGGAGGCUGCACCACGGUUUGGAGUGGCAUCUCGGUGAGAGAACACAGGAUGUUCCUGGGGCCAUGCGGUUCGAUGUCGUCGUCAGCGAGGGCAAGACCCAGCAGCAGCGGUUCGCUUACUCCCUUCAGCCGAACCUCGGCUUCCCGGAGUUCUUCGAUGGCGUAUUGCAUCUGAACGAGAAUGACGUCGGCUCUCGCAUUGAGCUUUUCUUCAGCAUGACAGUGGCAGAGGAACCGGACAAGGCACCCAUGAAGAUUGGCGAGUGGAAGGUCGCUCGAUCUCAUGACGCUCUUCAAUAG
Messenger RNA from Symbiodinium sp. CCMP2592, 6936 nucleotides. Lineage: Eukaryota; Dinophyceae; Suessiales; Symbiodiniaceae. The record is from the annotation of a GenBank genome assembly.